Engraulis encrasicolus (European anchovy) is the source of this 3125-nucleotide messenger RNA. It is a transcript of the gene gpr22b, whose product is annotated as G protein-coupled receptor 22b. Gene Ontology annotation, cellular component: plasma membrane. Bases 715 to 2211 code for a protein of 498 amino acids. The record is from RefSeq and is a predicted model, not a curated record. Gene Ontology annotation, biological process: cellular response to hormone stimulus; G protein-coupled receptor signaling pathway. NCBI's taxonomy places the organism in Eukaryota, Metazoa, Chordata, Actinopteri, Clupeiformes, Engraulidae. Gene Ontology annotation, molecular function: peptide binding; G protein-coupled receptor activity. The transcript is spliced from 4 exons.
CCUUAGUCAUCACAUGCUGCACGGGGCACGGAGAAUAUCAUCUGACCUUUUGGGUGUUUAUGAAAAGUCCAUUUUUCAUUUUGGGAAUUACAGAGACAGACCAGGUGACCCCCUGCACAAUAUAUAAACACUUCUACUGUCAUUUUCCCUUCCACACUAUGGACAACAUGAACAAACAUCAAGAAGGAGAUCAUCUGUAAAGAAAAGAAAGAAAAAGAAGGAAAGACAAAGAAAGAAAGAAAGAAAUACAAACGUAUUUUUUCUAUCAUUUUUUUACAAGUGGAACAAACAGGGAUCAGCUCUGAGGCCCAUUCAUUCUUGUCUAGUCUGAGGAGUCAGCAGAUGCCAGGAGGAACAGGUGUGGAGGAGCGCUGAUUGGAGUACAGGUGGCACAGGCGUAUCAUCCUUCAGGUGAGGAGGGGGCGCUGAUCAGAGUACAGGUGGUACAGGAGUAUCAGUCCUCAGAGGAGGAGGGGAGCUGAUCGGAGUACAGGUGGUACAGGCGUAUCAUUCUUCAGGUGCGGAGGGGGCCAUGCGGGGAUCACAUCACCCAGUUGGAGCCCUUGGAGACAUCUGCGGCCCCCUACUCACCAGCCCCUGAGAACAGCGAAGAGAAGAGAGGAGAGCGGAGAGAGGAGUGAGGAGAGACAGGAGAGCGGAGAAGAGAGCGGAGAGAGAGAAGAGAGAGGAGACAGAGCCCAGGGGAGGGGGAUAAUGCAUAUUCCUCCCGCGCUGGAAGAAGCCACCAUGAGCAACAUCACAACCGUUGUCCACGACAACACAGAGUCGUCGCCCGACAUGGCCAGUCCCGACAUGAGCCUGGCCGCGUCGACCUUCACCUACCCCGUCAGCUUCCAGGUGUCCCUAACGGGCCUCCUGAUGCUGGAGAUCGUGCUGGGCCUGAGCAGCAACCUGACGGUGUUGGCGCUCUACUGCACCAAGUCCAACCUUGUCAACUCGGUCAGCAACAUCGUGACCAUGAACUUGCAUGUGCUGGACGUGAUCGUGUGCGUGUGCUGCAUCCCGCUCACCAUCGCCGUGCUGCUGCUGUCACUAGAGGGAGACGUUGAGCUGGUGGGCUGCUUCCACGAGGCCUGCGUGUCUUUCGCCAGCGUGGCCACGGCCGCUAAUGUGCUAGCCAUCACGCUGGACCGCUACGACAUCUCCGUCAAGCCGGCCAAUCGCGUGCUGACGAUGGGCCGGGCCGUGGCGCUGCUCGGAGGCAUCUGGGUGCUCUCCUUCCUCAGUUUCCUGGUGCCGUUUGUCGAGGUGGGAUUCUUCGGGCCCGAGUCUGGGCUGCAGCAGGCCGAGCACAACCAGACGCUACUACAACCGCCACCACCAUCACCACCAGCGGCGCCACCUUCUGUAUCGGAGCAGAAUAGCGGCAGCAGCAGCAUUAGCAGCAGUACCGCCAGUGUUAGCGUUAGCGUUGAGGAGGAGGACACUCCGGAGCUGGGUCUGUACUACCACCUGCUGGCCCAGAUCCCCAUCUUCUUCUCUACAGCCGUGGUCAUGCUGGUGACCUACUACAAGAUCCUGCAGGCCCUCAACAUCCGCAUCGGCACACGCUUCCACCACAACUCGCAGAAGAAGAAGAAGAAGUCGUCGUCGCGCCGGAAAAAGAACAUCUCGCUGAUGGCCACCACCUCGCAGGAGCAUGAGCACCAGCAGCAGCAGCAGCCACUGGAGGUCACCGCCACCGACGCCUCGACACAGCAGAGCAGCGGAGGGGGCAGCCGCAUGCCGGCGCUGGGCAUGCGCACGUCCGUGUCAGUGAUCAUCGCACUGCGGCGGGCGGUCAAGCGGCACCGGGAACGUCGGGAGCGUCAGCGGCGCGUGUUCCGCAUGUCUCUGCUCAUCAUCUCCACAUUCCUGCUCUGCUGGACGCCCCUCACCGUGCUCAACGCCGUCAUCCUCAGUGCGGGCCAGAGCCGGCUCACGCUCAAGCUGCGGCUGGGCUUCCUGGUGAUGGCGUACGGCACCACCAUCUUCCACCCGCUGCUCUACGCCUUCACAAGACAGAAGUUCCAGAAGGUGCUGAAGAGCAAGAUGAAGAAGCGCGUGGUGUCCAUCAUCGAGUCGGACCCGCUGCCCAACAACGCCAACGUCAUACGCAACUCCUGGAUCGACCCCAAGCGCAACAAGAAGGUGACCUUCGAGGAUCACGAGGCCCGCCAGAAGUGCUUGUCCUCGACGGCAAUGGAUUAACUUAUUUUUUUAUAUAUUUGUUGGUCUUUUAUUAGUUCAUUCAUGCAGGACAGUGACAGAUUUUGACAGGAAACGUGGGAGAGAAAGGUUCGCCGGCAUAGCAGCCCAGUGCCCUGCAGUUAGAGCCACGGUAGGGCCGCUAUGGAUUAAUUUGCUUGGCGUCGAAACGGUAGUCUUUAUGCACUGCCUAAGAAAUAAAAAAACGGAAGACAUCUGUGCUGCACCAGAUUUGUCCUUUUUAUUGUGUGCCCUGUCCUGCUCUUGUUGCACCAGAGUGUCAAUCCCUGAAGUGCGGAGUAUGUUUUCUCUGGUACGUGCUCUCUGGUAUGGAUUAAGUUGUCAAAGACAGACAGACGUCUGCGUAACAAGGAUGCCGGCUAUCAGGGCUGGGAAUGGAGCGUUAGUGAACCUUCCUCCUGAGGCCUACGCAACCGACUUAGCUCGCUUUUUGCUCACUUGGUCUCAUGUCUGCUUCCCUUGCUGGAGUUUAUUAUGAGGUUGAAGGAUUUUGAAAGAAUUAGUUGUCAAAGACAGACGAUUACAUGGUGCUGUCUCAAAACGAACUGAAAAAAAAGACAUGUUGUUGUAUCAAGACUGACUUAAAAAAAAAAAACGAACCAGUGUUCUCAUCUGGAAACAUCCAACACAAAAAGGGAAGACAUUUCAUGAAAAGAUGUCAUGCCAAUGUGUGUGCAUACAAUGUGGAAAACAGAAUAUAAAUAAAUAAUUUAUUACUAUUUAUUCUGACUUCAUGACAAGAGUUGCUAGAUGAGAAGAGAUGAUAGAGUUCAGAGUGAUUUAUUUAUGCUGAAGAUAAUGCAUGGCUCUUUGUAAACUGUAGGAACAUACGUUGUGUACAUAGAAUAUUUGUAUAUAAUAUGAAUAAAUACAUACAUUAGAGCGGUUCGUGAUGU